UUACACUGUAACAUAUGGAUUACAUCAGACAGAGAUCGAGAUAAAAUGAAGGUUUUAAGUUCUUACCAGCUUUUUUCUUCUUCAUGUUUUCAUUUUUGGGGUCUGAAAAUGAUUGAAGGUGGAGUCAGUACCAGCUGGCUGUUUUUCAAGAUAGCAGUUUUACUUUGCUUUGGUGCUCACGGCUUCAAUGCUUCAGCCACUAAUCCAAUCGUAACGAUAAGCCCAAAGGAGAUUAUUUUAGGCUUCACUAAAGACCUUAGCGUAGACUGUUCAUUUAGGCAAGGAUCCGUUCCAUCUGUUUCUAGUCUCAUCUCGUUGGUACUCACACACAGGAGAAAAAAUGGUCACGGUUACCAGCAUCAGGUGUCCGUAAGUAGCAGUGGAGGUCUUCUGAAUAGCAACUUCUUGCAAGGAACAUCUUCUGGUAUAAUAAACAACAGAGGUAUUUCUUAUGUCAAAGUCAUCUGGAAAAAUCCUAGGCAUGACAGUGCCGGAGUUUACAAAUGUGAUGCCCAUGGAAUUGACACUUUAGGUAGACCUGUAACUUUCUCAACUAACUCUUCAGUGGAAACAUCUACACCAAGCAUUGAUAUGGUAAUAUUAGAAGUGAGACUUAUCAAAGAUUUACUGGAAGAUCUGCAGCUGAAAUUAAACAACUCUGAAAGCAGUUUUAAUGGACAAAUUAAAUUAAUUGUAUCCAAUGUAAGUCAGCUACAGUCGCAAACAUCUAAUUCAGCAAACCAACUUCUGUCAGAACUGAACUCUUUAAAAAAUUCUGUAUCGCAGCUUCAAGUACGAGUAUUCUCCAGCAUCAGUCAACUACAGUCACAGACAUCAAAUUCAGUAAAUCAAAUUUGGUCUGAAAUUAAUUCAAUGAAAAGUUCAAUUUCGCAACAUCAAUCACGCAUUUCUAACCAUGAGAUUUUGAUUUCUACUAUUAGAAGACAGCAGGACAAAGCUAAAGCCAGCUUGGACGCUGCACGAUCUGCACUGUUCCACAGUUCCAGUUACUUUCACGGGAGACGGUAUUUUCUGACUAGAUCUGCGAGUUUCUUUAACCCCAGUUAUGGACAAUCGACCUGCGCAACGUAUGGUGGUUAUCUGACAGAACUCGACUCCCAAAGCGAAUUAAACUUCGUUCGAAGUUUCGUGACUUCAUACGGUUCUUCUUACUUCGCAGUAAUGAUGGGCGCCACGGACGAGGGCCACGAAGGGCGCUGGAUCAACACGCACAGCAGGACCUCCGUCGUUCAUCUCUGGCACCCUAGACAACCAGACAACGCCGAAGGAAGAGAACAUUGCUCUUGUCUUUGGAAACGAUUUGGUUUUGCAAUGAAUGAUUGCCCCUGCUACUAUACUUCCACUGAAGUUGGGUUUCUCUGUGAGAUUCCUGAUUAACCUUUGAUUACUAAAUAAAUUAUUACAAAUC
Biomphalaria glabrata is the source of this 1429-nucleotide messenger RNA. RefSeq lists its product as uncharacterized. NCBI's taxonomy places the organism in Eukaryota, Metazoa, Mollusca, Gastropoda, Planorbidae. The transcript is spliced from 2 exons. The coding region runs from base 46 to 1398 and encodes 450 amino acids. The record is from RefSeq and is a predicted model, not a curated record.